Limulus polyphemus (Atlantic horseshoe crab) is the source of this 655-nucleotide messenger RNA. It is a transcript of the gene Rpb5, whose product is annotated as DNA-directed RNA polymerases I, II, and III subunit RPABC1. Gene Ontology annotation, molecular function: DNA binding; DNA-directed RNA polymerase activity. The record is from RefSeq and is a predicted model, not a curated record. The coding region runs from base 167 to 655 and encodes 162 amino acids. The transcript has 6 exons. Gene Ontology annotation, cellular component: RNA polymerase II, core complex; RNA polymerase I complex; RNA polymerase III complex. Gene Ontology annotation, biological process: DNA-templated transcription. Lineage: Eukaryota; Metazoa; Arthropoda; Merostomata; Xiphosura; Limulidae.
UUUGCUAUUGACAGAACAGGCAUGUUAACAUAGGUCUAGACGUAGACUAAACAAGAGCAAAUUCAUUAAGGGUUAAUUUUAAUUAUAUUUCUAGACCAUUGGUUACAGCUUUUGAUUAACAAUAGUAUAUUGGUUUCCAAAACAUUCUAGAACAUCGUUAAUAGUUAUGGACGAUGAAGCAGAAACGUAUAAGUUAUGGAGGAUAAGAAAAACUAUCAUGCAGCUCUGUCAUGAUAGAGGAUACCUUGUAACCCAGGAUGAAUUGGAUCAAACUUUAGAGCAGUUUAAAAUCCAGUUUGGUGAUAAACCAAGUGAACAGCAUCCAGCUAGGAAAGACUUGGUGGUGUUGGUAGCACACAACGAUGACCCAACAGAUCAGAUGUUUGUAUUUUUUCCCGAGGAACCAAAGAUAGGAAUCAAGACCAUCAAAACCUACUGCCAGAGAAUGCAAGAGGAGAAUAUUUCCAGAGCAAUAAUUGUGGUUCAACAGGGUAUGACACCUUCUGCCAAACAGGCCUUAGUUGACAUGGCACCUAAGUAUAUUCUGGAGCAGUUUUUGGAGUCUGAGUUAUUGAUCAACAUCACCGAACAUGAGCUAGUUCCAGAGCACGUUGUGAUGACACCUGAAGAAAAAACAGAACUUUUAAAUAGAUAG